AACUCAUCGAACAUUCAAACAAACAUCUUCAUCCACUAAAUAUAGUACUUAAUUACUUACCAUCAUUAGCUAUCCAUGGCUACUAAUACUACUACUUAUAUCCUUCUUGUUAAAGUUCUUGUAGUUGUGUAUUUAACUGCAGCAGCUUCUUCUGCUGCUGGAAAUUUCAACCAGAAAUUUGACCUAACUUGGGGCGAUGGUCGUGCCAAGAUCCUAAAUAACGGUCAGUAUCUAACCCUCUCACUUGACAAAUCGUCUGGAUCUGGUUUCCAGUCUAAGAACCAAUACCUCUUUGGGAAAAUUGACAUGCAAAUCAAACUUGUCCAUGGAAACUCAGCUGGUACAGUGACUGCUUACUACUUAUCCUCCCAAGGACCUACCCACGAUGAAGUAGACUUCGAAUUUCUGGGUAACGUUACCGGUCAGCCAUACACUCUCCAUACAAACGUUUUCACCCAAGGGAAAGGUGGCAGAGAGCAACAAUUCCGUCUCUGGUUCGACCCUACUGCCGACUUUCACACCUAUUCUGUUCUCUGGAACCCCCGCAGAAUUAUAUUUUCCGUGGAUGGUACACCCAUCAGAGAAUUUAAGAACAUGGAAUCAAUUGGAGUCCCGUUCCCAAAGAGCCAGCCAAUGCGGAUAUACUCAAGCCUCUGGGACGCCGAGGAUUGGGCAACGCAAGGCGGGCGGGUCAAGACGGACUGGACCAAGGCUCCAUUUACAGCUUCUUACAGAAACUUCAAUGCCAAUGCAUGUGUUUGGUCAAACAGAAGAUCUUCAUGUCGUGGGUCCGGGUCAACAUCUUCCUGGAUGAAACAACAGCUUGAUACUAUAAGUCAGCAGAGGCUGCGAUGGGUGCAGAAGAACUCCAUGAUUUACAACUACUGCACAGAUACACAAAGGUUCCCUCAGGGCUUUCCUAAGGAAUGCACAGUUACCUAAUAAAGUCACAAGUUUUGUAAUAUAGUUUCUGCUUUCUGCUAAGUGUAGAUUUUUCUGUAUGUAUUUGUUUUUGUACAGAAGUCUCAUACAUGAGAAAUAAGUUUGUAUUCAUAAACUGUUUCAUCUUUAUAAAGUAGUAAUAGUAAGAAAUAAGUUUGUAUUUAUGCAACGAAGUACGGAGUAUAUAAACUUCAGAAAUAAAAUAAAAACAAAGUCAUGAGAUUAUUAGAAUCAACUAAAAA
This is a messenger RNA of Spinacia oleracea (spinach), 1184 nucleotides long. RefSeq names its product probable xyloglucan endotransglucosylase/hydrolase protein 23. Lineage: Eukaryota; Viridiplantae; Streptophyta; Magnoliopsida; Caryophyllales; Amaranthaceae. The coding region runs from base 76 to 942 and encodes 288 amino acids. Gene Ontology annotation, molecular function: xyloglucan:xyloglucosyl transferase activity; hydrolase activity, hydrolyzing O-glycosyl compounds. Gene Ontology annotation, cellular component: cell wall; apoplast. The record is from RefSeq and is a predicted model, not a curated record. The transcript has 3 exons. Gene Ontology annotation, biological process: cell wall biogenesis; xyloglucan metabolic process.